CGGUCUUGGGUUAUAAUUAUUAUAUUACUACUUCAUGCGCUGUGCUCAUAAUGGUCUCUCCCAUAAGCAAGGAUAAAGCAAGAAGCAACUCAGCAUCUCAUAAUAAUCCGCUCACUUUCAUUACACGUCAGACGCUUAGUAGUAGUAGACGCAAUGGAGUCGUGGGACACUUAUUCGCUAAUAGCACUGCUUAUAAUUUUCUGCGCAUUAUUCAGCUUUUUCAGCAGAUGGACCAAAAUUUUAUAUCUUCACGUUUUAUCGCCGAUACUCGUAAAACCAAAGGACCUCGUAAAGCUGUAUGGACCUUGGGCAGUUGUUACUGGGGGCUCCAAUGGAAUCGGCAAAAAUUUGGCUAAGGAACUCGCGCGAAGAGGAGCUAACAUUGUUUUAAUAAGCAAUGAAAAAGAGAAAUUGAGCACAGUUGCGGAGGAAAUUAAGACCGAAUGUGGUGUUGAAACAAAAGUCAUAUUUGCAGACUUCAGCCAUGCAGACGAAGAGUACACACACAUUUUCGACGCUAUAAAAGAUCUUGAUGUUGGAAUUUUAGUGAACAAUGUAGGCACUGCGGGAGGCCUGCCAGGACUUUUUGAAAACAUGACCCGUAAGCAAAUGUGGGACCUUACGAUGAUCAAUGUUUGUGCCGCCACUUCUAUGACUCACUUCGUUUUGCCCAAGAUGAAAUCGAAACGUUGCGGUCUCAUUGUCAACAUCGCCUCCACCGCUGGAAUGUUUCCCACGCCCUUUGCAACUCUUUACGGAGCCAGCAAGGCUUUUAUGAUGAGCUUCUCUGACGCAUUGAGGUAUGAAUGCAAAGGCACUGGGGUAGAAAUCCAAACGAUUCACCCGGGCUUUGUGGACACCAACAUCAUAGACAGUAACGCAAAAAGCACACCUAGUAUUUUCUUCCCAACACCUGAAAAAUUUGCGAAAAAUCUUUGUUCCAACAUCGGGGUUGUCAGCUCAACUGCAGGAUACAUGGCUCAUGAUAUUCAGUGUGUCUUUGGUGAAAUGCUGCCGAGAUGCGUGCAGAUUUGGCUUGGAGCAAAAUAUUUUGAGGUGAAGAAUUUCCACGCCAACGAGCAGAAAGAAGAGUAGUUAGACUAUGUUUCCCAACACUGAUUUUAUCUUACUGUUUUGCUAGUUAAACAAAUUCAAAAUUAAAGCUCGGCAAAUUACUUAUGUUUCAAUCUGCGCAAAUAAACACCAUGAUUUUUUUAA
Cloeon dipterum is the source of this 1218-nucleotide messenger RNA. RefSeq names its product hydroxysteroid dehydrogenase-like protein 1. Gene Ontology annotation, molecular function: oxidoreductase activity. Gene Ontology annotation, cellular component: endoplasmic reticulum. The transcript is spliced from 6 exons. The coding region runs from base 154 to 1095 and encodes 313 amino acids. The record is from RefSeq and is a predicted model, not a curated record. Lineage: Eukaryota; Metazoa; Arthropoda; Insecta; Ephemeroptera; Baetidae.